Echinostoma caproni is the source of this 405-nucleotide messenger RNA. The record is from the annotation of a GenBank genome assembly. Lineage: Eukaryota; Metazoa; Platyhelminthes; Trematoda; Plagiorchiida; Echinostomatidae.
AUGCUGAAUGCCCCUCCUGAGAGUGCACCCUGGUCACUACCCACAGGACCGCCCACAGAGGCGGAGAUCCGAAAGGAACUCCAAGCCCUGAAACGCCACAAGGUAGCUGAACCAGACGGCCUGCCACCUGCUCUCUUUAAAGAUGGUGGAGAUGCUCUCGUAAGCGAACUUGUGAGACUGUUCUCGAAUACCUGGGAAACUGAAAGUGUACUCCACAUAUGGGGAGAAUCGAUUGUCACAUCAAUCUACGAGAAAGGCUGUCGCAACGCGUUCCAAUCACAGGGACAUAUUUCUAAUUCUGACAGCGCCAAACUACUGAUGUCCGUUUCAUUAUGCAGACUAAGCCCAUUUCGUGAAAGGCAAUUCGGCGAGGAGUUGGCCGGGUUUCGUGCACACCGUGCUUGA